UAAACUGCUGCCUUAAUGCCUGCUGACCCUGACCUCACUCUCCUCACUGAGCAAUAGCUCCAGACCAUCGAUGAGCUAUUAUCCGACCUUCCACUACAGCUCCAGAUGAGCUGUUGCCAUCAAUGUCUUUACAAGCUAGCGAAUGCAAUAACCGCCACUUGUGAUAUGUCUCUAUCCACAAGCCACGCUAUCGUGAGCUUCACCCGCCUCUUCGAAUAGACAUGGCCUUCCACGCUGCCGCAGUCAGUUAUCCAACCGCCAUGCAGGAGCUCUCCGAGACGAGUCUUCCAAUAUUCAAUGUCGAACGGGUAUCGUUGCAGUUUGAUGUCUCAUCCGACUUUGUCGCCGCACAGGUGGCCGACAAUGUCCUCAUUCUUGCCCUGUCUUCUGGUAGGAUAUUGCGGAUAGACCUCGAUAGCCCCGAGGACAUUGACGAUAUUGAUCUUCCCAAGAAGGCUUCCGAAAUUGGCGUCAUCCGUCUCAUGUUCCUGGAUCCGACCGCAUCCCACUUGAUCAUCACUACCUCCCUCAGCGAGAACUUCUAUCUACAUUCACAAUCCCGGCAGCCGAAAGUGCUCUCCCGGCUGAAGGGAGUCCCAAUAGAAUGUGUUGCGUGGAGUCCCUCGAACCCAACCGCGUCGACCAGGGAAAUAUUGAUUGGAUCAGGAGAUGGAAAUGUGUAUGAAGUAUACAUCGAGCCAUCCCAGGAGUUCUAUCGCAGGGAAGAGAAGUAUCUCAAACAGGUCUAUAAAUGCCCCGACGGCCCUGUAACGGGCCUUUUCACCGAAAUGGUACCAGGCAGGGCGGACACAAGGAGAGUCCUUGUCGCAACUCCCAAUAGACUUCUUCAUUUCGUGGGAAAGGCCGGGAGGCAUGGUCAUGAAGGAAGCGGAUCCAUCUUCUCCAAGCUAUUCGAUAGCGAACACCCCGCCGUGUCCGAAGCAGCCCAAGCGAGCUCAACAGCACCGUCUUCCUUGACAGUAUCGCCACAACCCCAGGAGAUGUAUUUAUCAAUAACAGAAGGCUACGAAAGAUUAUACGCCUGGCUUUCCUCGCAGGGUAUCUUGCACGGCAAGCUCUCCGCUUCAGAUGACAUCGGGAGUCUUGGCAAUAAAGUGUUCGCGGAGUCAAAACUACUUGCAAGAAACCAGAUUCCUCUGCCAGGUACGAGUGGCCGCAGAAAGAACAAUUACCCGACUAUUUCAUCGACGAUGCUCAGCCAGUGGCACAUCCUUCAACUCGUGGAGGGGCGAAUUGUUGCGAUUAACCAGCUCGACCACUCGGUUGUCUACGACCAACCGGUUCUGGAGCAAGAUGAGAAGGCACUGGGUCUCGUUGCUGAUCUCACCAAGAACACGUUCUGGUUGUUCACUGAGCAAACUAUAUUCGAAAUCGUUGCGAAUGACGAAGGCCGCGAUAUUUGGAAAAUCCUCCUCAAACAACAGCAAUUCGAGGCCGCAUCGCAACAUGCAAAGAGUGCCACCGAAAAGGACGCAGUGGCGACCGCAUCGGGAGAUUAUCUUGUACAGAAAGGCCAAUAUCUGGAAGCAGCCACCGUCUACGGGAGAAGUUCGAAACCCUUCGAACAAGUCGCAUUGACUUUCAUAGACAAUGGCGAGCAAGACGCGCUCCGCGCAUACCUGACCACGAAGCUUUCCAUGAUGAAGCGAACGUCGACCAUGCAGCGAAUCAUGCUGGCGACUUGGCUCAUCGAGAUUUAUAUGGCAAAGUUGAAUACCCUAGAUGAUGCCAUCACUUCGAAAGCCGAACUCACCGAGGGUAUGAACACUGCAGAUAGCAAAGAUCAGCUUGCCGUCAUCCGCCGUGAGUUUCAAGACUUUGUGUUACGGCACAAGGCAGAUUUAGAUCCGAAGACCACGUAUGAUAUCAUCAGCAGCCAUGGCAGGGAGGAGGAACUCCUGCACUUUGCUACGGUUGUGAAUGACUACAACUAUGUGCUCUCUUACUGGGUUCAAAGGGAAAGAUGGGCUGAAAGUCUCGCUGUCCUAAGAAAGCAAACCGAACCGGAGAUCUUCUAUAAGUACAGCACUGUGCUCAUGGCGAAUGUGCCAGUGGAGACGGUUGAUAUCCUGAUGCGACAAUCCAAUCUCGAGGCAAGGCGGCUCAUUCCUGCGCUGCUGAACUACAACAAACUUGCCGAUGUCCCGUUAAGCCAGAAUCAGGCGAUCCGCUACCUCUCCUAUGAGAUCAACCAACGUCAAUCCAUUGACGCCGCGAUCCACAAUACUCUCAUAUCCAUCUACGCUGCUCAUCCUUCGAAAGAUGAGUCCGCCCUUUUGACAUACCUUGAAGCACAAUCGUAUGCGCAGGAACAAAACUACGACGCGGACUUUGCUCUGCGGCUUUGUAUUCAGCACAAACGAGUGCAUUCAUGUGUACACAUCUACAACUCAAUGGGCCAGUAUGUCCAAGCGGUCGAUUUAGCACUCAAGCAUGACGCCAUCGAGCUAGCGAGCUCCAUUGCAGAUAAACCCAUCAACAACCCGGGCCUUCGCCGCAAACUCUGGCUCGCCGUCGCCAAGAAGGUAAUCUCCGAGUCGAGCGGCGUCAAGACCGCGAUCGAGUUCCUGAAGCGCUGCGAGCUGCUGCGGAUUGAAGACCUUAUUCCGUUGUUUCCUGACUUUGUCGUCAUCGACGACUUCAAGGAAGAGAUCUGUGUAGCUCUGGAAGAAUAUUCCCGGCAUAUCGACGAGCUCAAGAAAGAGAUGGACGAAAGCGCCGUGACUGCUCAGCACAUCAAGACCGACAUCAAGGCACUCGACCAACGAUAUGCAAUCGUUGAACCCGGGGAGCGAUGCUAUAUCUGCAGGCUGCCGUUGCUAUCCAGGCAGUUCUUCGUUUUCGCGUGCCAGCAUGCGUUCCACGGAGAUUGUCUAGGGAAUAUGGUAGUCGAACAGGCAGGCAUUGGUCGCAGUCGCCGUAUCCGAGAACUACAGGUGGAAGUGAGUAAAGGGACGAGUCUAGGCGCGAGCCGGGAGAAGCUGAUCAAAGAACUCGACGCGCUUGUCGCGAGUGCUUGUGUUUUGUGCAGUGAAAUGGCCGUCAAGCGCAUUGACGAGCCAUUUGUGCUUCCUACCGACGACCAUAGCGAAUGGGCUCUGUAAUAUUCAGUAAACGAUGUUUGAUACCUUCGAACAAUACCGUUUUAUGGAAUCUAGUACCUCGAAUGGAUUCGCCACUCGACCUUUGAGCUGCCCGACUUGGUACAGUGCGUCAGCUGGGCGCAACACAUCGGCAAUGAGGAUGGUUUCAAGUCCACACAAACACCAAAGCAUGAGACCUACUGUUACUUCAUCCAACAGCCACCAUGGCACUGCGAUGCAGAUCUCACGACUGGCCCAUCUGUACAAUACCGAACUCAGUCUUCUGCGCUUCAUCUACCGACCACCCCUUCGUCAGGAAACGGGAGAUGCGUUACGAGUGAACUACGGGCCUCGG
Molecule: messenger RNA, 3459 nt
Organism: Eremomyces bilateralis CBS 781.70
Lineage: Eukaryota; Fungi; Ascomycota; Dothideomycetes; Eremomycetales; Eremomycetaceae
Exons: 3
Coding region: 222-3125 (967 amino acids)
Biological process (GO): organelle fusion; vesicle-mediated transport; vacuole organization
Cellular component (GO): endosome; HOPS complex
Molecular function (GO): protein-macromolecule adaptor activity
Source: RefSeq, a predicted model, not a curated record